UUUAUUGUCACUAUCUAUGUGACUUUCUACCAAAAUAAAAAUUAGCAGAAGUGUUGGGCCUAAAUGUGGAAAAGACUACAUGGAUACGAUUUAUUUUGGAUCUGUCUUGUAUAUUUGUUUCUGAAGCAGAAAAUGCAUCUCAUUGAUGCUGUUGGUACCUCGAUAGGAAAGGAAUUCUUGAUCUCGACACCUUCUACCAUGUCUCCUCCAGACCUGACGGGGUCGUAUCCUCGCCUUGUCCUCAUCAUGGAAUCAACAUUUAGAUCGACGGUGACUGUUAAAACCGAGUGGUUAGACUCCGUCUUGUUUGUCAAUGAUACACUUCAGCUAAUGCCUCUAGUUCCACGAUAUUUCUACAAGAAACAAGUGUACUUUGGCUCAGACCUAGCAUCAGGCUACAGAUGGACAUAUCACCUUGAAGGCACUCACCCUUUCGCCGUAUUGGUCAGCAUGGAGAACGGCGCCCGUACCGCCGAGACCUUAACCCCUUUGCCCCUCAACGCCUGGGACACUGUUUACUACGCCACAACACUCGACAAGCAUGUGUCUGUGAUAUUGACCGCCAAUGGAGAUACGACUGUGUUCGUCACUCUGAGGUCGCAUAGAAUGAGUCUUAAGAUCACAGUCGAAGGAGUCUCUUAUCAAAAUAAUCAGGUCUUCCAGAUUCAUCUGCAAACGUAUCAGUCGUUUGCAUUUGGUACGUGUGGAGAGGAUCAGUCACAUGGAGAGAUUACAGGGUCACGCUUCAUUGGAACAGAGCCUUUUGUCAUGGUCACUGGAAAUUGUUGGGGAGAGACGCAGGGCGAUAACUGCCCGAAAAUAAAUGAAACUAAAUAUCCGAUAGCAGAAAUGCUGCUGCCGACCAAAACCUGGGGGAGAUAUUUCCUGAUGUUUAAGGCCAUAGGCCGUUCAGCUCCUGGAUUCCAUGUCGUUCUGGCCAGCACGGAUGAGACGCCUUGCGCCAUCUUCAAAUCUGGCGCCUCACGUGACUUUUUCAUGCUCUGGAAAGAAGGUGAUUGGUACGUUAGUACAUCCGAGUUUAAGUGGCUAGAGUGCUACUAUCCUGUCCAGUUGGUUUACUUUCAAAACUCAACGUGCGGCUUGGGUGGCAGAGGAAUGGACAUUGGAGGACCGAGUAUGAUGGUCAUUGUUUCAGUCCAGCUCUUCUACAACAUCUACAUAUGCAUGGUUCCGGAUGUACUGAUGCAACACUAUAUGACCAUCGUCUCGUCAAAGUUAAAAGGAAACGAUAUUAGAAACAUAAGUAUUGUGCACACAUAUAACGAAUCUCCAAUAAUACAUGAUGGGAGGGACUUUCAUCAGUCUGAUGACAACUCGUUCCCCACGAAGCUUUGGGGCCUUCUGGAGAUGUACCCCUUCCACCUGAGACCUAAUGUGACCUUCCUUCUGUAUUCCAACACGGCCAGGUUUUGGUGUUUCCUCCAUGGGGUUAGUCAGGUCGCUUCUUACAUGCACGCCGCUGGCUUCGUGUCCUCUAACAUCAAUGCCAAGAUGUGUGAGAUGGAUCACGCAUACAGUAUGAAGGCUGAGGACUUAAAGGACAACGAUUGUGACAGUUUUGUGGAUGAGGAAUUGCUGAAUGGAAAAGAUGAUGAUGCAGAUAAUCAGAUUGAUGAAGACCUGGGACCAAUAAACUAUUCGCGAAAUAUUAUCAAUGAGUAUAUGCCAGAAAAGCCGAUGAACAUUGUAGACUGCGCUUUUACCGAGCCAAUCUAUUUCACGUCUCCAAAACCAUUUCAAAUGACGACUUCUUCCACUUCCGUUGUAAAGACAGUAAAUCCAAACACUACUGCCAGAAAUGUAAACUCCACCAUAGAUGACAUUGUUUACUUCGCAUGGACCAACUGGCACUGCCCUAGAGGUUGUAAUGACCAGAAUGAAAUCAGAGAGAGAUUUUGCAGAAACAAUGAGAGUGCCGUCAACUGUAAGCAGCAGGUAGAAACUAGAAACUCAACUUGCACCAGUAGCGCUGACUGUCCUACAUCAUACGCAGACUGUGAGGACUACAGUUGGGGUGUAGAUUGUCGGAACAAUUGCAAAAACUGUGCUCUCCCUUGCGACAAACGUACCGGAGUGUGCUUAAUGUGCCGCCGUGGCUUCCAUAAGCCCCAGGAAUCAUGCUCAGAAGCCUGCUCCAAGUAUAGUUACGGACAAGACUGCACUGGGAAAUGUCUGGAAAAGUGUCAAGAUGACUGCACUGAAAGAGUUUUCGGCACUUGUCCAACUUCCCCCGACGGCGCCCAUUUCUUCUUUUUCCUGUUUAUGUUGCUUGUACCAAGUGCGGCGAUGGCACUUUUCAUUUUUAACAGCCAAAAGAGAGGCAGCGAUUCCAGCACGCAAGCAUUUCCUUUUUCCGAGAAUCAGUUCUUCAAGAGUCUGCCAAGCAAGUCCUACACUUCUCAGACCACAGCGAAAUCACAAGCAUCGAUAGCCACCGCUAAAAGUCAAAAGGAUACCACAAUUCCAAAACCAGCCCAACCACCUAUUAAAGCCAAAGAAGCAUCGUCCAGGACAUUGUCUGCUAUAUCCAAGUUUGUCAAAGCAACCCCUUCCUUAAAGUCGAACUUCAUCGCUCGAAAAACUGCCCGACCCACUCGCCACGCUGAUGAAAAAGUCAUCACAAAGUUUGUUAAGACAAGCCUGACCUCGAGUGUAGACUUGCCCAGAGGCAGUAAGGUAGCAAGCACCAAGAGCCUUAAUCCAUCAAACUCGAAACAAUCUACUAGAAAGCACACCAAAUCGAUUUCUUCCAUCAUUCGACCUACCAAAUCGAAGAUUUCCAUUCGCCGUUUGACAAAAUCUAUUGGUCCUGACGCGAAAGCGAAAAAAUCAGCCAUUUCCAUUGGCCCAUCCAGCAAAUCGAUGACAAAUGUCCACAAAUCCGCCAAGUCACUCAACUCGUUCGCGUCAUCCACCUCGAAACUGGCGCAGUCAGACACAGGGACGAUGGGGCCAGGAGAAAGUACAGUAGACAGAGACCCAACAGAUGUCUCCCCAAGACCUGUCAAGAAUAUAAAAGAAAGAAUGUUGACAUACUUUCAGUUCUAAGGAUUCUUUUUUUUUUUUACAUUAUUGUUUUUUAUUUAUAUACCGCAUUGCUAAUUAUGGAUAUAUGGACUAGACGUUAAAGUGAAAACUGUAAGAGACCUGACAGAAAAAAUCGGCUUUGUCCGCGAGAUUUGGGCAAAAAAUAUAUAAGUAACAGUUUGGUAUGCAUGCGUUUUCUACAUUCUGAAUGACGAUGUUUUAUUUCCAGAUUUGUUGGUUCUGAAACAGAAUAUUAAAUUAAAUGUGAAGGCUUAUUCGAAAAACUAUGUAAUACAUUUGACACCCUUUAAGAGAUUGUUUCUUACAUAAUUAUAGCUGACGUUUCGCUAAU
Molecule: messenger RNA, 3400 nt
Organism: Biomphalaria glabrata
Lineage: Eukaryota; Metazoa; Mollusca; Gastropoda; Planorbidae
Exons: 21
Coding region: 64-3069 (1001 amino acids)
Source: RefSeq, a predicted model, not a curated record